AUGGCGGCCACUGCUCCCAAGCCGAGCAGCGCAUGGCUCGCCCUGGCCAUUGGAAGCGGUGCUUGUGCCGCCUUCAACGGCAUGUUCGCCAAGCUCACGACGACGUCGCUCACGACGAGCUGGUCGCAUGCGCUCCUCUCCUUGUUCAACCUCUCGCCGGACAACAAGGUCUUCGAGUUCUCCUUCCGCGGCUUCUUCUUCCUGCUGAACCUGCUCUUCGAUGCCAUCAUGUGGGGCCUCUUCACCCGCGCCCUCACCCUCGCCUUCUCGACCGUGCGCGUCAGCAUCAUCAACACCACGUCAAACUUCAUGACGACGGCCAUCCUCGGCGCCCUCAUCUUCGGUGAGUCCCUGCCCGGCCUGUGGUGGUUGGGCGCCGCCAUGAUGAUCGCCGGCAGCGUCAUCAUCGGGAAAAGGGAGGAGAAGACGCUCAAGGGAACGGCUGCUGCUGCUGGCGCAGAAGGGUUAGUGGUCGGGUCAGGGAGUGAGGAGGAGAGGGUAGGAUUCUUGGACAAUCCGGAGAGGGCCGAGGAGGAGGCUGAUGAUGAUGACGCGGUGGAGUUGGCGACAGUGCCGGAGGUGGGAAGUGAGGAUGAGAGCGAAUGGCGGAGAUAA
Lasiodiplodia theobromae is the source of this 615-nucleotide messenger RNA. RefSeq names its product Transcription initiation factor iia small subunit. Lineage: Eukaryota; Fungi; Ascomycota; Dothideomycetes; Botryosphaeriales; Botryosphaeriaceae. The transcript is spliced from 2 exons. Bases 1 to 615 code for a protein of 204 amino acids. The record is from RefSeq and is a predicted model, not a curated record.